CUUUGUGCUGACCCCAUGCCCGCCUCUUUCUCCCACCAGUGCACUGUCCAGGUCAAGUUAGAGCUGGGACACCGGGCCCAACUGCGCAAGAAGCCCACCACGGAGGGGUUCACACACGAUUGGAUGGUGUUCGUCCGCGGCCCCGAGCAAUGUGAAAUCCAGCACUUCGUGGAGAAGGUGGUCUUUUGGCUGCAUGACAGCUUCCCCAAGCCCAAGCGUGUGUGUAAGGAGCCCCCAUACAAAGUGGAGGAGUCGGGUUACGCUGGCUUCAUCAUGCCCAUCGAGGUGCACUUCAAAAACAAGGAGGAGCCACGGAAGGUUUGUUUCACCUAUGACCUGUUCCUGAACCUGGAGGGCAACCCGCCUGUAAACCACCUGCGCUGUGAGAAGCUUACCUUCAACAACCCCACCGUUGAGUUCCGGUACAAGCUCCUGAUGGCUGGCGGGGUGAUGGUAAUGCCCGAAGGAGCAGAAACGGUGUCCAGGCCCAGUCCUGACUACCCCAUGUUACCCACAAUUCCACUCUCUGCCUUCUCUGACCCCAAGAAGACCAAACCAUCCCACGGCUCCAAGGACGCCAGCAGGGAGAGCGGCAAGGCCUGCAAGGCCCAUAAGACAGCCAAGGAGCACCGGGAGCGGCCCCGCAAAGACUCGGAGAGCAAAGGCCCCUCCAAGGAGCCAGAGCGUGAGCAGGCCCGGAGUGCCAAGGACGCCUCACGGAAGCUGGUUGAGGGCCGGCCACCCAAGGAGGAGAAGGCCCCGCCACCCAAGGCUGCAUUUAAGGAGCCUAAGAUGGCCCUGAAGGAGACCAAACUGGAGAGCCUGUCCCCCAAGGGUGGUCCCCCACCACCACCACCAUCUAAGUCUUCCAGCAAGCGGCCAGCUACCACUGACUCACCCAAGCCCAGUGCCAAAAAGCAGAAGAAGAGCAGCUCCAAGGGGUCCAGGAGCGCCCCUAGCACUUCGCCCCGCACCUCAUCCUCCUUCUCGGACAAAAAGUCGGCCAAGGAUAAGGGCAGCACCAAAGUGGAGAAGAUCAAGGCUGAGAAUGAGCCCCGGGAGAUCAAAAAGCCCCCAGAGGUGGAGGAGUCCAACUCGGAGGACGAGGCCUCCUUCAAGACAGAGUCCGCCCAGUCGAGCCCAUCCAACUCCAGCUCCAGCUCUGACUCCAGUUCAGAUUCGGAUUUUGAGCCAUCUCAGAACCACAGUCAAGGACCCCUGCGCUCCAUGGUGGAGGACCUGCAAUCUGAGGAGUCCGACGAGGAUGACUCUUCAUCAGGCGAGGAGGCUGCCGGCAAGACAAAUGCAGGGAGGGAUUCCAGGUUGAGCUUCAGUGAUAGCGACAGUGACAACAGUGCUGACUCCUGCCUCCCCAGCCGAGAGCCCCCUGCCCCCAAGAAACCACCCCCUCCCAACAGCAAGGCGUCAGGCCGGAGGAGCCCUGAAUCCUGCAGCAAGUCUGAGAAGAUCCUCAAGAGGGGCACCUAUGACAAGGCCUACACAGAUGAACUGGUGGAGCUGCACCGGAGGCUGAUGGCCCUGCGGGAGCGCAACGUGCUGCAGCAGAUUGUGAACCUCAUCGAGGAGACCGGCCACUUCAAUGUCACCAACACCACCUUUGACUUUGACCUCUUCUCCCUGGAUGAGACCACCGUGCGUAAGCUGCAGAGCUACCUGGAGGCCGUGGCCACAUGACCCUGGGCCAGAUGCCGGGCCCCUAUCAUCGGGGUCCCGGGAGGCCACAUCCGGACCCCGCCUGCCUUUCUCUCUCUCGACUCACUCGCCCGCAGCACUGCCUUAGUGACCGCCCUGUCCUCGGCCCUCACGGCCAGCUGCACUUUCCUCGUUGGCUCCCGGCCUGCCCUCCCCACCAGCUCACCGGGAGCCCUGGGGCCGAGGGGGCCCGGCGGGCGCUGCUGCUGCUCCCUGAUAUUCAGGGGCCGUCACCUGGGUUCCCCUUGUGUUGAAGGCAGCGCUGGGCCUCAUUCCUGUAUAGGGGAAGAAAUGUGCCCGGCGGUGGGAGCCCUGCUCCAUGGUGGGAUGUGGGGCCUGGUAUCACUGGCCAGGCCUCUCCAAACGGUUCAGACACACCGCACCCCAGGACCUCAGAGGGUCCAGCUGCUCCAGGCCAGGCCUUGGCUCGUCCUCCAUGUGAGCCGGAUGCAGCCCCUCUCUUGGCUCUCACUGUGCUGGGACUCCAUGCUGUAUAGUUGUCUCUCUAUUAUGUAUGUAUGUAUGCACUGUAGGUACCAGAGCGGUUUCCGGGUGUGCAUUUCUGUGGCAGCAGUGCACGUGGGGGGUGGGGGUAAGGUGGGACUUUAGGUUAAGAUGUCUCCACUGGUCUUGUCAUUGGACUAGAGGCCAAGCCGGAGUGCCCACUGGCUUUCUCCAAGCGCAGGGAGGAUCCCCCUCAGUGGUACCAGGGCGCCUCGUCCUCCUCCUGGGACUCAAAAGGCACAGUCCGGGCCUGUGAACACUACGAUGGAGCAGUAGGUCCUCAGGCGCCUAGUCAGACUGACAGCCGUCUCCAGGAGCAGACCUCCCAGCUCCAGCCAGCUGCAGGCCACCACUUGUAACGGUGCCCCGGGCCUCGGCCUCUCCUUUCUUCCAUAGGAUCCUCUUCCUCCUCUGUGUUAUCGAGUCUUCAAACUUUGAAAAAAAUGAGCUUUUGCCAAAUAA
Messenger RNA from Myotis brandtii (Brandt's bat), 2679 nucleotides. It is a transcript of the gene MLLT1, whose product is annotated as myeloid/lymphoid or mixed-lineage leukemia; translocated to, 1. The coding region runs from base 16 to 1695 and encodes 559 amino acids. Gene Ontology annotation, biological process: regulation of DNA-templated transcription. Gene Ontology annotation, cellular component: super elongation complex. The record is from RefSeq and is a predicted model, not a curated record. The transcript is spliced from 11 exons. Lineage: Eukaryota; Metazoa; Chordata; Mammalia; Chiroptera; Vespertilionidae.